GGCACCGGGUCGUGUGUCGGGCACGUAGGCCCUUUGCGCGGCGGCGUGUCCGGGGAUGCCGCCUUUCUCUAUGCGCGGCUGCAGACACUGGUGCGCGGCGCGCGCUUCAGGGCGAGUGCUAGGGCUUAUUGAAGGCAGAGGGGAGCCUUCGGGGCGCAGGUGAGGAUGCGCGCCAGUCGCGCGGCGCCGCCGGAGAGGCCGGCUCGGGCUCGCAGUUGCCCGCACGAAAGCUGCUCCUGAGCGCGGGAGGAGGAGGCGAAAUGCCGUAGCAACCUUUCCUUUCCGCGCACGACACACAUAUACACCCUGCCCCGCUCCCCGAUGCGUUGUGUGGCUAAGGAAAGGAGGAGAACCUGCAGUUGCUGGAUCGGGGGCGCGCGGGUGAAAAGGCUGAAGAAUGAUGUCUGCCUUUAGUAAACUCAAUUUGGGUGUUGCUGUUAGCAGUUUUGCUAUAUCUCAACUUCUCUUCCAUGUGCUAAGUUCUUGGAUUUCUGCACGUGUAACUUCUGGUUUUAGCAGUCUUGACCAAAAGAAGAAGAUCGAAUGGAAUUCAAGGACGGUAUCAACAUUCCAUGCCUUGUUGGUUGGAGUAUUUUGUUUGUAUAUUUUAAUGUACGAUGAAGCUGUUAAUGCUGACCAUGUUUGGGGCGAGCCUUCUACAGUGCAAAUAAAUCUUGCUAUUACUUCAGGCUACCUCCUAUCUGAUUUGUUGCUUAUUAUUUUCUACUGGAGUGCGAUUGGGGAUAUAUAUUUUGUAAUUCACCAUUUAGUAGCUGUGUAUGCUUACUACUUUGUACUGGAAAGAGGAUUGUUGGCAUACUUUGCUAAUUUUCGUCUGCUUGCAGAAAUAUCUACCCCUUUUGUGAACCAGCGAUGGUUCUAUGAAGUGCUGGGGUAUUCCAAGGCAUCAAAAUCCAACAUCAUCAAUGGACUACUAAUGACAAUCACAUUUUUCCUAGGGAGGAUCAUAGUCAUCCCAAUUUAUUAUACCAAGGUUGCUGCUGAGGUAGGAACAGAAGGUUUCCAGAGAUUAGGAUUUGCAGUUCAAAGCGUCUGGUUUAUCUCCAGCAUUAUCUUGGACGUCAUGAACUUAAAGUGGAUGGUCAAAAUCACAAAGGGAUGUUACAAAGUUAUUUGUCUUAUUGGACAUGGAGAAGCCAAAGCUAAUAAGAAUGGCAAAUGUAACUAGAAGAUUUUUAAUGCAACAACAAUCUAUAACGGGAACUUUGGUUUCUUCGAAAGAACAAUGCACACUUUUGCCAUAAAAAACUCCUCUUAAGGGAAAAAAGGUAUUACCUCUGUUCAAUGUAGCCUUCCUCUUGGCACACUGCCUGGGCACCCAGGGCCACUUCAUUUGAAGACUUGUAUUACAUGGAAUGGGAAACAGUAACAUGCUGCAUAUACAACCUUGGCAGUGUGUUCUAAGCACUUAAUAGACAAACGAACCUGUAAAGGAACAAACUUUUCUAGCAGUACGUUCCUAUGAAUUCUCACUCAGGUUUCUUAGACUAAUGUGUUUUUAAUGCCUGUGAAUGUCAGGAUCUUUGGUUUAUAUUCUGCUAAUAUGGCAACUUUCCUGGCAUGUUUCUCUGCUUUCUUAAUGUAUGGUGUUCAUAACUGAGGUUUCAUCUUUUGACAACUUUUUUACAUUUUUGCGAUAAUUUUGCGUUGAAUCUAUAAUCUUUUACUACGUUUUCUGCUGCCUUGUAUGCAUGCACAUGAUCUUUUCUAAUUUAUAGAACAGUUUUACAUAAAUACAUACCAUAGAGUUUAGGGGUUCUUUUUCUUUUAAAACAAUUACUUGUAUUGAUUCUUUCUGUACAUAAAGGAAAACUGCAGGUUCCCCCCCCCCCAGGUUGUUUUUGUUUUUUAAAAUGUAUGUGAAUUCUAGCACAUGCUUGCAUGGUAAACAGUAUGGACAUAAGCAAAUUCUUGCACCAGUGUUCCUUCUCUGUCAUGGCUAUUGGAACCUAUGUAUGUCUUUAGUGUAGUGUCAUAUAACAAAAGGAUUUUUGUGGGGUGUGAACUACAGCACUGAAGUAGGAAAAAAAACUAAUGAGUCUAGAACAUGUGAAUCUCACAAGAACUACUGUGCUUGUUAAGAUAAGUUUAAAUUGUAGCUAAUGCAUUCAUUUUCAUUGACAUUUUCAUUGCUUUCUUUUUUCUUUAAAGCAAGUUAAAAAACAUUGCUUUACUAAGUUGGAAAACCCUAUUUUAAAAUAUAUAUACAGUAAAUGCAUUUUAUUAUUUUCAACUUUGGAGCAGCUCUACAAAACUGAUAGGUUGAUAGUUUCUCUCUAAUGAUAGAAAUUUUUUUCUUCAAGUGGUUUAGCUCUCAACAUACAGUAUUUGCAAGAGCAUGGUGCUGAUGAAUACUAUGUAAAAAGGAAACACAAGAACAGAUAAUGGUAAUCUACUUGUUUGCAUUAAUUUUACAAAUGUUCUCAGCUAUAGUGGCCUCCACUUUUAUGGUGUAUUACAGUCUUGUGUUGAUCAACUAUUCAGUUGACAUGUCUUUAUCUGAUUGUUAAGGUUGUGUUCAUUUUCAUGUUUGUGAUGCAAAUAUGCAGGAGUAUUGUAGAGAAUAAGCUGUUUUCCUAUCCCAUUGCUUGUCCCUUUCAUGGCCCCUAAAAUGUUACCGUAGUUCUUCCAAUAUUGUUAACAAAGGCUGGUGCAAAAGGUUAUUUGUCUUACAUAACAAAUAAUAGCCUGUGGUUACUAGUUAGUAUAGGUUUUUAAAAGUGAGUUAUUACAACAUGCAAAUUCCCCCUUUUCUUAAGAGUGCUUCUAACUCCUUAUAGUGCUUCUAACUCCUAAAUGUUGUUGGAUUCAUAAGAUUAUAAUGACUGCUCUCAAAAGUCUUUUAAAUUGCAUUUUAAGUGUCAUGACAAUCAAGACAGUUUGGAUCUGUUCUUCAUAUUAGUGUUAUAAUAUUUUGUAUAUUUAAUAUAAACACAGAGGCCCUGUUCAGAUACUCAUGUUCAUCCCUUGAUAACUGUAACUUUUAAGUGUUGACUUGCAUUUGUGAAAGAUCAUUGUAGACACCAUGAAUAAGAGGGAUAUAAAUUUCCUAUCACCUCAAAUGUAAUGUUUGUCCAUGGAGGCACUCAACACAUUCAGCCUAGGCUCCAAAUUAUGAGAGAUCAAGUGAUAUUCAUGCAUGUGUCAUUCUCUUUCCUGGGGGCUUUUUUGAGAGUCUGGAUGAGAAGCCUAGAAAUUUAAAUAAUAAAUAUCUUCAAUUUUUCCUGGUAGAAACAGAAAGUUGCUAAGAAACAUAUUAGUUUAGACUCACCUUUUAUGAAAAGACAACUGUUCAGUGCAAGCAGUAACAAUAUUGGGUGCUUUUUAAUCCUUCUAAUUUGAUUUGCCUCUUUUGAUUGUAAACUGCCUUCUUUUAACACAUUUGUUAAUCAUUACCUACUUUGGGUUAUCCCUGAAACAAAACUGAACACAUUUUAACUUUCUAGAUUAAAAACUUUUGAAAAAGCAAUCCAAUAUUAUGUGUUAGAAGAAAUCAUCCACUUAUGCAGAAUAAUGGAAGUAGCUUUGAAAGCUCUUCCUGCUUGUAGACAAACUUAUCCUCAGAUUGCUGGUUCAAUGACAUGUUACCCACUGAGCUUUUCAAGGAACUACACAUACUCUUAUUCAUUUCAAAUGUAGCUAUCAAGCAGGACCCAGCAACUUCUUAAGCCAGGUUGGUAUGCUUUCCAUCCCCCACCCAGUAGCCAUAGCAGAGGUAUCUCCACAGCACUACAAUCGCGUGAAAGUAGUGAAGGUGCUCGUCUUCAUGUCCUUAUCCCACAUUUCUCUGGAAUUGAGAAAAUAACCCAGUUACAAAUUGAAGCACAGUUGCUUAUAGGGAAAUAGCAGGAUCCUACUGAACUGCAAAGAUCCAUGUCCUUGAACUUGGCAGUUGGCUGACCACUGCCCCUUAACCAGACUCAGGAUUUUUAAAUAUAUCUAUUAUUGCCCAAUGAAUAGGCCAGCCCUAAUUUUCUGGGUUCUAGAUACAGGUAGGUAGCCGUGUUGGUCUGCUGUAGUUGAAACAAAAUAAAUAAUAAUAAUUCCAGUUAACACCUUAGAGACCAACUAAGUUUGUUAUUGGUAUGAGCUUUUGUGUGCAUGCACACUUCUUCAGAUUUUUCUGGGGUAGGGGAAGGAAUUUCAGUGUUUGCCCAAACAGUGUCAUGCAGCAGAUUGUGCUUGCAGAAGACCACUAUUUAUAUAUGUUGCAAAUCACUUCAAAGAACACUUGCUUUGGGCUGGAAAAGUACUCUUUAAAAUAUUUUAUCAGUAUUCUUUGCAAUUACUCUGUAAUUGUGAAUCACAAUUGUGCUUAUGCAUAAUUUAUUUUCCAUUAAACUUGCAAUCCUGUAUUUACAUAUACAGUAGGUCCCACUGAACUAAGUGGCCCUUGCUUCUAAAUAGACAUACAUAGAAUUGCACUUUAAUAUAUUUUGGCUGUGUUGUGCUUUACAUAUUUUGGAAUUUAAAAUAACUUGAUUUUUCUGGGCGGAUGUGGCAUGUGCUAUUGUGGUAUCUUACCAGAAAGUACAAGGUGCAUAAUUGGAGAGUCCUCUUAAUUUCACUACUUAUUUAUUACAGUACUGUAAUACAUAAAUCUUUUGAGCUGCUUUUCGAUCCAGAUAUGCAAUCAUUGUAUAGUCUUACUUCUUUGUUUGGAUUUAAGUUUCCUUAUACAGUAUAUGCUAUAGCAUGAAGGAGUUGGAAUACUGAGGCAUUGAGCAGCUUCUGUCAUUAUCCAUUAUUGUAUAUAGAUCACUCUAUUAUACCAUCUUCCUUUCCUAAUGUUUAAAUAUGUAUCUUGGAUCAAAUGUGUUGGAUCCAGAAUAAAUCAGUUGCUACUGAUUUAAUUGAGACUGAAGUUUAACUCACUUAACCUGGAUUCAACUCAUUGUGUUUUACAACACUGUCAUGUACAGCUGGGAAACUUUUACACUCUCAGAAAAGGGGGUGGGGGUGGGGGAGUAAUACCGUAGAUCAGGGACAAACAAUGAUUAUUGAGUUGUAUUUGUCCUUCAACAUUAUUUUUCUCCAACAUUAUGAUAAUUCUUAUGGAGAAAGUGAACUGCACAUAUAUUUGAUGUCUGCAAGAGAGAAAGGUGGCAUGAGGACAAAAGAGGAUGGUGAAGCCAGGUUCAGUGGAAGCAAGUGCCUCCUUUAUUACUUUUCCAUCUACUCUAAGCCUGGUGGCUUGCAUCUGUG
This is a messenger RNA of Zootoca vivipara (common lizard), 5226 nucleotides long. It is a transcript of the gene TLCD4, whose product is annotated as TLC domain containing 4. The record is from RefSeq and is a predicted model, not a curated record. Gene Ontology annotation, cellular component: membrane; endoplasmic reticulum. NCBI's taxonomy places the organism in Eukaryota, Metazoa, Chordata, Lepidosauria, Squamata, Lacertidae. Gene Ontology annotation, biological process: lipid homeostasis.